GUUUAAAUUGAAACACGUAUCAUUAUGGAAAGUCUAGGCGAUCCAAUAUUUACUGAAGAAGCAUUGGAGAUUUUAUGUUGAGUAUUAUUGUUCAAGACAUCACGAAAUUAUUACGAUUUGAUAUAUUUCUGGAACGUAAAAGCCAUUCAUCGUCCGCCAUAAACAAGCUCAAAAAUAAGGGUUCAAUCUAUUGAAAACGGUGGCUUCAUUAUCUCAGAAAUGUUUUACUACUUAGAUUUUUUGCGCCGUAAAUGUGUUUCAGUGUGGACAAAGAGGUUUCAUUGAGGUAUCAGGAUAGAUAUAUUGGAGAACACUUACAGCCGGCUAAAGUCAUGAUAAAGGCACGUUUUCGAAAGUUCAAAACAAGUUGACUUUGAUAAUUCGAACUCAAAACACGGCAAGUUGAAACAAUGUCCCAAAUAUUUGCAAUCACGAUUUGUUUUCCUUCUUUUGUAAACUGGAUGCCAUUUCAAAGCAUUAUUGUUAAUAAUCACAUAAUUCAGAAUUUGAGAGAGAGAAAGGUUCCACAAACUUAAAAAUAUCACCAAAAUUAAACUUUCACAGAAUCCUAGUCACUAUUUGGACAACUUUUCACUGUUUUUUAUAUCUUUUUCCAAUUAACGUUAUCGUGCAUGUUCUUCAAGCGUUUAAAGUAAUUAGUGAACUGUCACGAUGGCUUAAAUAAAUGCUGAUUUUAAAAGUGUAAUUCCACUCACAAAAUUAACAUUCUGAAGUUACAAGCAAAGUUUAUGUGCUACAUCACGUGUACUUUGAACUCUGUUGUUAAUGUGGAAUGAAAAUCUCAUUGAUAUAGAAGUUCAUUUAGCUGAAAGAAGGUCACAGGCUGUGUUAUGACAAAACCAACUGAAUGCAGUUUUCUGUGAGCGGAAAGAAGCACACCCGCUGGGUAGAACAAGUGAUUUUAACAUUCCACACAUCUACGAACAAUAUCCCAGCAACCACACAGGAACUCUUAACAAUGAUUUAGAGCUAAUCAAACCUAUAAAACCUAAUAUCUUGUCCCCUCGCAUUCAUUUCUUCAAAAACGUGCACGCGCUAACGAUAACGAUCGGUGGUAAAUUGAACUGGACACAAUGAAUUGCCCCACAUUGUCGCCUAUUUUGCUUUUCACGAUUUUGUGCAUAGGAGGAAUUUCUGAUUGUACAGCUGUAGAUAAAGGCCUCCUUUUCAAGAGUUUUUCCGCAGACCACGCAGAAGGAUGUUACAUCCACAAUAAAACCUUGGGCGUCUGCUUCGAUAUUCAGGAAGGAUUCAUGAAAUUGCUCAAGGCCAAUGGCGAUGAAAUGGUUCUUUACAUGGACCUUGGACCUGAAAUGUUUUACUACCACAUUCUGGAUCAGGGUUUCAUUGGACAUGGUCCUUCAUUUGUUCAUGUCCCCGCCAACAUUCCCAGAAGUCCAGACGCACUGAGGGAGUUUUUGAGACGCAGUUCUCAGAAUGAUAUGAAACAAGAAGACGUCACGAGGAACCACUAUCUGGAAGCCAUGAACGAGCUCCACUAUGUCCCUGAAACUCACUUACUGAAACGGCUGUCAGCAGCUCUGGGAGAUAACUCUACUCGGUUAGAAAUUCUCCAGCCUUUCCACUCCUUAUGUUUCAACUUACUGAAAGCUUCUGACGUGGAGAUCACACCCGAGCUAAGAGCUGCGCAUAGCAUGAAGGAGGCUUACGCUGAUUAUGGUCAAGAAAGACAGAAUCGCGGUUGCACGAGGCCACAGAAGAAUAACUGCCGCGGGAUGUGCGGUAAAGGAUGUUGGUGCUGGAGUUGGUUUUGUGGCGAUUGCUGUUGGCAUCGGGGCUGUUACGAACAUGACCUGUGUUGCAAGAAGAAACCGUACAGUUCUUACUGUUUGGCGCCAAUUGGUUUAACUUGUUCUGGUUUCCGUUAUUAUAAAAAAUGUACGAAAAGUAGUUCAUGGUGGAAAAAAUAAUGCGCCUCGAUGUAAUACUCGGGAAAAACAAGAGAACGCGUGUUCUGACUUUGACUCUCAAUUGUAGUAGUUUCAUUUAGUCAGUUUCACUUAUUUCUGAAUGCGGCUGUACUUUCUCUCCAGGGGUUCUGAAUAAGCUCUAUUCUGCUAUAAUUAUUGUCUCAUCGGGUGCAUGUCUAGGUGGAGGAGCAGUAUUGAUCAGCAUCAUGGGAAAUAAAGACAUUUAGUCAGUGGUUUAUCAAGUAGUCUAGCUUCAGUUUCUUUUACCCGUUUUAAAAGUUCGGCCCCGCAUAGGCCAGGAUACCCCUUCCAAAAGUUUCUCAAGACUUCUUCAAUUCUCCAUCAUUCAAAAUAAACACCUGGUGUACUUUUUUCCCCCUUCCUC
This is a messenger RNA of Stylophora pistillata, 2337 nucleotides long. RefSeq lists its product as uncharacterized. The record is from RefSeq and is a predicted model, not a curated record. Lineage: Eukaryota; Metazoa; Cnidaria; Anthozoa; Scleractinia; Pocilloporidae.